CCUCUUUUCUGAGGCUGAAUCACGGCGCACACAUUCCAUAUAUUCAGCCGAAAUUUUCACCUGGUAGAUUCUAUAGCAUACGGACGGUAGAAUGACGGCAUUUCAGUCGACCAGAGAUGCGGUAUCGUACACGUGGAACAACAACAACACGCUUCGCUUCUGUUGCAAGCUCAUAACCUGCCCUCUCUUUGGCGAUUGCUACUAUAUGCGUAAGCGAACACGCAGCCCAUCGGAAAAACAAUUAAAAAGAUAUACAGUCCUAGCUGAUGUGAAGCACCGCAGGCGUGUCAGACGAGUGGCAAGGAAGCGCAUUCCAUCGGUCGAUGGAGAGAGAUGGUGGAAUAGCAAGGCAAAGGGCCAGUCGCAAAGUCCUCUUUUCGCUAAACUACCCUUGGAGUUGCGGUUGCAGAUAUAUGAGAUGGUGCUGUGUGAUCAAGAAGAGUUGACCAUGAGAUUCAACGAGGAUCAACCGUGGGAUCGUUGGAAAGUUAGAGCAGAGCAAGGCCGCGACGCUAAAAUGUUGAGAACUUGCAAGAAGAUCUAUCGCGAGGCCGCCUCGGUGCUCUACUCCAAGAACACCUUCAAAUUCGACUCCUACAAGCUGCUAUCCACCUUUGUAUCAACGAUACCUCCGCACCGUCUUGCCUCUAUCCGAAAAGUCGUUCUCGUUAUCACUCUGUUCUGGAAUGGUUGCGAUGGUUUUAUCAUGUGGUACAGAGAUCUGCUGCCACUACUUCGUGGAAUGCAAGGCCUCGAAGAGGUAUGUUUGAGAUACCGUUUACGAGAGAAUAACUACGUGGUCCAUCCCUGCUUCAGCGACUUUACGCUUCUAGAAUGGCUUGAAGAAGGGAAGAUACCAAGGGAAUAUGCAAUCUUUUACGAGAUGCUCGAGGUUCAGACAGGACCAAGAUUUGGCGGUAUGCUAUUUGAUCGGUGGGCUAUCGGUGAGAGAAGGAGAAUCGAUAUGAAGAAGUAAAGGCUAGCAUUCCAUAGUUAUUUACACAAUGACGAUCUUUUGCUUAC
Messenger RNA from Alternaria alternata, 1023 nucleotides. RefSeq lists its product as hypothetical. The transcript has 2 exons. The record is from RefSeq and is a predicted model, not a curated record. NCBI's taxonomy places the organism in Eukaryota, Fungi, Ascomycota, Dothideomycetes, Pleosporales, Pleosporaceae. The coding region runs from base 92 to 976 and encodes 294 amino acids.